AUGUCCAAAUUUCUUCAACUUCCCCAAGAGAUUCAUACAGAAAUUAUUUCAUACUUGUCUCCGUUUUAUGAGUUAGCUGAAAGAAAAUUGCAUGAACAAUAUUUCCAUCAAUUAAAAAACUCCAUUCCGAAUGUAUUAAGUUUCCGAUUGAUUCAUCCAAAUUAUUCGAAAUUUAUUGCAAAAUACAUUGAUGAAUUUUGUUGGAUUUUUGUUGGUGUGAUAUUUGAUCAGUAUUCGAUAUCAGUAGAAUCAAAAGAAAUGGAAUCUUUGCAUGUUUUUGAUAAAUUCGCCAAGAUUGGAGUUGUUAAAAGUUUAGGUUACUUUAUUCAUUUGAUUCGAACAAGAGAAAAACAAGGGAAAAUAUUUAGAAAAAAAUUUGAUACACCAAUUAUUGAGCUGUUAGUGAUUGGAAGGGGAGGCAGUGGAAAAUCCUCAAUCAUAACAAGAUUUAUAUAUGGGCAAUUCUUCCUAGAAUAUGACCCUACCGGUUAUGAUUCGUACAAACGAACAAUCUCUGUGGAUGAUGAAGAGGAAACUGUAAACUUUUUGGAUACGUGUAGUGAGGAAGAAACUGAUUAUUAUUGGAAAAAUUGCAUGUUCGAUGUUUUGAUUCUUGUUUGCUCAAUGAUAGACCAGAAAAGUUUGGAAGAAUUGAAAAUAUUGAUAAGUAAAUUUGUAGAUAGGAAGGGAAAGAAUGCUCCCUGUAUGAUUGCCAUGAACAAAUGUGAUCUCCCUGAUAGGUAUGAAAUUAAUUUGGAAAUGGUACAAGAAGUUGUAAAAGAAUUUGAAUUGACUAAUUGUACAAUUUUGAAAACAAGUGCAAAAACAAAUGAAAAUAUUGAUAAAUUAGUGGAAGAAUGUGUUAGAAAGUUUCGAGUACGUAUUGAUGAUCCAAAAAAAGUGCUGGAAGAGGUAUUAUCUCUACAUAAAAAAAAGAAAGGCUGUUUGAUGGUGUAA
Naegleria gruberi is the source of this 957-nucleotide messenger RNA. Its product is annotated as ras family small GTPase. Gene Ontology annotation, molecular function: GDP binding; GTP binding; GTPase activity. Bases 1 to 957 code for a protein of 318 amino acids. Gene Ontology annotation, biological process: signal transduction. NCBI's taxonomy places the organism in Eukaryota, Heterolobosea, Eutetramitea, Acrasida, Naegleriidae. The transcript has a single exon. Gene Ontology annotation, cellular component: plasma membrane. The record is from RefSeq and is a predicted model, not a curated record.